AUGGGAAAACUGUUAAAUUUAGAACCUGUUAGGAAUGCUAACAACAUAUUUGCAUUACGUAAGUUGUAUGAUGAUAUCGAAAUACAGAUAAGAAGUUUAAAAUCACUUAAUGUAACUUCUGGCACAUAUGGCACGUUAUUGACACCAGUUUUAUUAAAAUUAAUUCCGAAUGAACUGAAUCUUGAUUUCCAAAGAAAAAGGAAAUCGAAAGAUAAUUUCGAUGUAAACGAAUUAUUAGAGUUCUUGAAAACGGAAAUUGAGUGCCGCGAAUCCAUGCUACAAAUUCAAGAUAAAAUAAACAACCAUAAUUCGAGCCACUUUCCUAAAGAAAAAAGAAUAAAUAAAAUUUCUAUUCCAACGGCUGCUGUGUUAAAGGUUUCAAUUAACAGCUGCAUAUUUUGCGAGGAUUCAGAAAAAGAAAAACAUACUUCCGAAGCUUGCCCGAAGUCUGUAACAGACAGAAAGGCGUCACUUCGGAAACUCGGAAUGUGUUAUUUAUGCCUUAAAAGGGGUAACCAUUUGGCAAAAAAUUGCUUUUCGAAGAUAAAGUGUGAUUCAUGUGGGUGGAAACACAACAGUUUAAUCUGUGACAGAAAUAGUUUAGAUGAGAAAAAAUCAAAUAAGAAGGAUCUCAAUUUGACGAACAAAUCAUGUUUAGAGAAAGUUUUAUUACAAACUUUAGUUGUAAGAGUGCGUGGCAAUGGUCCAGAAAAAUACUGCCGCUGUUUAAUUGAUUCUGGGAGUCAACGAAGCUAUGUAUCUAAAUUCUUAGCUAAUGCUAUGCAGUACGAAUGUAUUAACGAAAGCAGUGUGAUUCAUAGUCUGUUCGGAGGAACUGAAGUGGUUGAAACUCAUAAACAGUUCGUUGUACGUUUAAGUAGUAUCAAAAACGAUUAUCAGUGUAACUUCAAAGCUUUUGAUCAAGCGAAUAUUUGUUCUGAUAUUCCACAAUUGAACAUCAAGCCUUAUUUAAAUGAGUUAAAAACCCAUAACAUAUUUUUGAAUGAUGUUGAAGGUAGGCAUAAAAAAUUGUUGUUCGAGCAUUCUCCUUCUGAAAUUCAUAUCCUCAUAGGCGCAGACAUAGCGGGAAAAUUGCUUACAGGGAAAAUAAAGAAGUUAGAAUGUGGAUUAGUUUGCAUUGAAACUUAUUUAGGCUGGAGUAUCAUGGGGAAAAUUCCCGUAGAAAUGGAAAAUAAAUAUGAUUGUUCUUAUGCAUUUUCUAUGUUAGUAUCAGAUAGUAAAAUUUCUGAUUUAUGGAAACUUGAUACUCUUGGGAUAUUAGACCCUUCAGAAAGUCAAACUAAAAGGGAAUUAGAAAAACAAACAAUGACACAUUUUCUUUCCAAUGUGAAAAGAGAUGAAGAAGGAAGGUUUCAAGUUUGUUUACCUUGGAUUGAAAAUCGUUCCCUACUUCCAAACUAUCGAGAAAUAGCAGAAAAAGAGAUUAAAGAGCACAGUGAAGAAUUUAAGGGAUGGGGGAUUUUUAGAAGAUUAUAA
This is a messenger RNA of Stegodyphus dumicola, 1497 nucleotides long. RefSeq lists its product as uncharacterized. NCBI's taxonomy places the organism in Eukaryota, Metazoa, Arthropoda, Arachnida, Araneae, Eresidae. The record is from RefSeq and is a predicted model, not a curated record.